UGUCAUGGAGACCUCGCUUUUACGUUGAGCCAGUUCCAAAAUAACAAGAUGUAAACCUGAGGAAAUGUGAUCCGUUUGUGAAAAUGCUGAACAGCAAUCCUGCCGCUUUCACUGACACGGGAUCCGGACUGAACUUUGACCUUAAUUUGGCUGAAAACAACAACAGAGCAAGAAUUUACAGAAUGAAGCUUCCUAAUAUCACUAACUACAGGUUUCUGGAUUAAAAGAUGUCUGCAGAUUUGGCCACAGAUCACCUGAACGGGAACGGCACCGAGGAGCCCAUGGAAACCAUGGAAACCAUGGAAACCACGGCAACGGUGACCCGCUCCGAACACUUCCAGGCUCUGCUGGACGCCGGCCUGUCGCAGAAAGUAGCCGAGAAGCUGGACGAGCUUUAUGUAGCAGGCCUGGUGGCUCACAGCGACCUGGACGAGCGCGCCCUGGAGGCUCUGAAGGAGUUCAACGAAGACGGGGCGAUGCAGGUUCUGGUCCAGUUCAAGGAGAGCGACCUGUCCCACGUUCAGAAUAAAAGUGCCUUCCUGUGCGGGGUGAUGAAGACGUACCGGCAGCGGGAGAAGCAGGGCACCAAAGUGUCUCCGGCCUCCAAAGGUCCAGACGAGGCGCGGAUCCGGGAGCUGCUGGACAGAACCGGCUACACACUGGACGUCACCACGGGCCAGAGGAAGUACGGCGGCCCGCCGCCGGACGCCGUCUACGCCGGGUCGCAGCCCACGGUGGGAACCGAGAUCUUCGUGGGGAAGAUUCCCCGCGAUCUGUUCGAAGACGAGCUGGUUCCUCUCUUCGAGAAGGCCGGGCCCAUCUGGGACCUGCGGCUGAUGAUGGACCCGCUCAGCAGCCUGAACCGCGGCUACGCCUUCGUCACUUUCUGCGCCAAAGACUCCGCCCAGGAGGCGGUGAAGCUGUGCAAUAACUUUGAGAUCCGGCCCGGCAAACACAUCGGCGUCUGCAUAUCUGUGGCCAACAACAGGCUGUUUGUCGGUUCCAUUCCCAAGAGCAAAACCAAGGAGCAGAUCGUGGAGGAGUUUUCUAAAGUCACAGAGGGUCUCGGUGAUGUCAUCCUCUACCACCAACCCGACGACAAGAAGAAGAACCGUGGUUUCUGCUUCCUGGAGUACGAAGACCACAAAACGGCGGCGCAGGCCCGUCGCCGGCUCAUGAGCGGAAAGGUCAAGGUCUGGGGCAACCUGGUGACGGUGGAGUGGGCCGACCCCAUCGAGGACCCCGACCCGGAAGUUAUGGCCAAGGUGAAGGUCCUGUUUGUGAGGAACCUGGCCAACGGCGUCACAGAGGAGAUCCUGGAGAAAUCCUUCAGCCAGUUUGGGAACCUGGAGCGGGUGAAGAAGCUCAAAGACUAUGCCUUCGUCCACUUCGAGGAGCGGGACGGAGCCGUGAAGGCGCUGGAGGAGCUGAACGGGACGGAGCUGGAGGGAGAGCCCAUCGAAAUAGUUUUUGCCAAACCGCCUGAUCAGAAAAGGAAGGAGAGGAAAGCCCAGAGACAAGCUGCCAAGUCCCAAAUGUAA
This is a messenger RNA of Poecilia reticulata (guppy), 1541 nucleotides long. Lineage: Eukaryota; Metazoa; Chordata; Actinopteri; Cyprinodontiformes; Poeciliidae. The record is from RefSeq and is a predicted model, not a curated record.